UGUACGGGUUGGAAACUAAACAGUGAAAUUUCGAAACUGUUGACAGUCAGAUUGCAAAAUCUUUCGACUUUUUUUUGGAUAAAAAUGAAACUACUCGUGACGUUCAUAGUCACCUUAGUGAUCGGUGUUCACGCCACUGUUCAGGUAGAUCCUGAGUGCGUGGGUAUUCGUAAUGGAAGUACUUUCCGUCAUGAAAAGGAUUGUUCGCGAUAUUAUUCUUGUAGAAAUGGAAAAUUCGAAACACAUCGUUGCCCAUAUGGGCUGAAUUGGGAUCAAGUGCGCCGUGUAUGUUUGCCAUUGGAUAUGGUUUCUUGCAAGCAAGGACCCUUUUUGCCAUCGACUGUUCCUAAACCCAUCUGGACAACUCCACCUACCAUCAUUACAACGGCCAUUGUACCAAUUGAACAAAACGAUGAACCGGUGAAUGCAUACAAAUGCCCAUCGUUUGGAGUUUCAAGUGUUCCUCACCAGUUUAGCUGCUCCAAGUACGUGAUGUGCUUUGACGGCACACCGGUCGUUCAAAACUGCGCUCCAGGUCUCCAUUUUGACUCACAAUCCCAACAAUGCACUUUCCCAAUCUACGCGAAAUGCGUUCUUGAAGCUGGCAUAUGCCCAACUAGCAACGACAAACUGGUAUUCAUUGCUGACAAAUUGGAUUGUGCCAAAUACUACUACUGCUAUAAUGGAGAACCUCACGAGAACAGCUGUGCUGAAGGGCUGCAUUGGGAUCCUGUCAAUAAUUGGUGUACUCCGAAAGGACAAUCGCAUUGCACCAACUAUGCUCCAUACAAGGAAAUCGACGAACCAUUCCUAACUCCGAAAACUGUUUCCUGUGGAAAUCCAUCCGCUCAUUGGGUGGAACACCCGAGAAGCUGUCGUCAUUAUUACCUCUGCUACAAUGGAAAAGCGACACUAAAACGGUGUGAUGAUGGUCUACUGUGGGAUUAUAAGGAAGGAUCAUGUAACUAUGGGACGCUAUCUAGCUGCAAUAAGUUCAACUGAUUGGAUGAAUCAGCAAUAUAAAGCUCUUUUGAGGCAGGUGAUAUAAAACUAUAUGUAGUUUACAAUCAUUUUCAAUAAAUAUAAUAAAUAUCCGUAA
This is a messenger RNA of Topomyia yanbarensis, 1099 nucleotides long. Its product is annotated as protein obstructor-E-like. The transcript has 2 exons. The record is from RefSeq and is a predicted model, not a curated record. Gene Ontology annotation, molecular function: chitin binding. Gene Ontology annotation, cellular component: extracellular region. NCBI's taxonomy places the organism in Eukaryota, Metazoa, Arthropoda, Insecta, Diptera, Culicidae. Bases 85 to 1002 code for a protein of 305 amino acids.